Messenger RNA from Amphibalanus amphitrite, 2119 nucleotides. RefSeq names its product protein LTV1 homolog. Bases 217 to 1641 code for a protein of 474 amino acids. Gene Ontology annotation, cellular component: preribosome, small subunit precursor; nucleus; cytosol. The record is from RefSeq and is a predicted model, not a curated record. Gene Ontology annotation, biological process: ribosomal small subunit export from nucleus; ribosomal small subunit biogenesis. Lineage: Eukaryota; Metazoa; Arthropoda; Thecostraca; Balanomorpha; Balanidae. The transcript has 2 exons.
GUGUCUUGCGAUUUGAUCUAUGACCGUGGCGAUUUGUGUGCAUUACUUUUGUACAACCCACAGUGUAUAUAAAUACAACUUUUGUGUGCUUGUAGAGUAGAAUUGGUUAUCGAAAGGAAUCUUGGCAUUGGUAAGAAGAGAUAAUAAUUUUACGCUGAUAUUGGUGUCUGCAGCGUGAACAUUUAAUUGUCGAAGUAACAACAAUCCAGGGAAGCCAUGAGCCGCAAGCGGUUUAUUGACAAGGACAAGUCGGUGACAUUCCAACUGGUGCACCGCUCCCAAAGGGAUCCUCUGGUUGCCGACCCUUCUGCGCCACAGCGAGUUCUCCUUGAAGUUGAGGACCCCAAAGCCGAUGCUAAGCUUUCACAGCGAGAACAGCAGAUGAAGUAUGGCAUAUACUUUGAUGACGACUACAACUAUCUCCAACAUAUCAAACCAUCCAGAAAGCAGGAUGUCGUUUGGCUCGAAUCCGCGUCCGCUGCAAAGAGGAAAAAGAAGAGGCACGCUGCGUCGCUACCUCAGGAGGAGGGAGCCGAUGCUGAUGCCGAUGCUGAUGUCGCCGCCGCCGCCGCCCCAGGGCCGUCGCUGCAGCUGCCCUCGUCUGUGUUCGCCUCGCACGUGGAGGAAGAUGUCGGUCUGUUGAACAGGGCGGCGCCGGACUAUGGCCCUCCCGCCGAGAUCGAGUCCGAACUGGCCGAGGUAAUGGACGACGACUUCACCCCGGGACCUGAAGAUGAGCUGGAAGACAACUUCUUCGAGCUGGCAGGAGGACUUGCCUCGGACAAUGAGAGCGAAGAUGAAAUCGAAUUUGAAGUGUCUGACGAUGAGCAGUUGGACUCUGAUGAUGACUUUGACGAGGAAGCGAUGCUUCGUUUGAUGAAGAAGCCUCAGGCUAGGUCGCAGUUCACUGAGUACUCCACGACCAGUCAGGGCGUUCUCAGCACCGUCGCCAUGGAGGCUCUCAACGAGAGGUUCGAGAACUUCAUGGGCCAGUAUGAAGAUCUAGAGGUUGGUGGCCUCGAAACAGAAGAGAUCGCUGGUGCUCUGGAUCCGAACUCGGAUCGUCUUCUUGCACUCGCUGAUGAAUUUCAAAAAGCAAAGGAGAAGCCGACUAUCGAAAAAGAUAUCGAUCUUCGCGAUUACGAAGAAGACGAGGAAAAAGAUGAUAUGGUGUCUAUCACUGUGUAUGAAAAUGCCAAAGAAGACCGGAUGGACUGUGAGAGCAUCCUGUCUACCUAUUCUAACACGAGAAAUAGACCCAAGCUCAUUGAUGCACCCAAUAACUCGAAGAUAUUGAUCGACAAAAAGGGCAUGGCCAAAGACGACAAGCCUAAGCUGACCAAGAAGGCGCUGGCGCAGCUGGACGCCGGGGCCAGCGAUGGUUCGGACGACUCGGACAUGGGCUCCGAGUCGUCGUUCGGCAACGAGACGCUGGCUAGCCGUAUAUCGAUGCUGUCAGUUCGCCACGACGGGGAAACGCCGGAGGAAAGGAAGGCCAGGAAGCACGAGCUGAAGGCGCUCCGCAGAGAGCGCAUCCAGGAGAGAAAAGCUAACCAGCAGCUGACGAAGAUUUUGUCGCAGAGGCAGAGUCAGAGCCAGACAGACAAGCUGAAGGCAAAACAGGCUAUUCGGUAUCAGUGAGACCAUGGAGAGUUUCGUCAUUGCAAAAGUUGUGGACUGGUGGUGCAUUUUAAGUGUGGUUCUCCUAAAUGUGUGUAGUCUUAUUCUUCUGGGUAGUAUGUGCAUUGUGCAGGUUGUGGCAUCGUGAACUGCCUGUGUCUUGAUAAACCCUGGGGUCUCGCAAGUGUUUCAGACAUUCAAUGAGCGUUAUUGUGAUCGAGUGACAUUUGAUGAUGUGAGAGUAUGAAAGGUGUUUAUACCGUCAGCCCAACAAUGUAGGAGAAUGCAGGCGUAUACGAGUGCUACUGAAGAUUGCGCUGUAUGCAUAUUUUGCUUGCAUGUGUCAGCCGUCGCUCGUGUACGAAAUUUCGAAAGUUUGUAUGUUGUUGUAUGUGUGUGUUGUUGUGUGUUGUGUGUAUGUUGUGUGUGUGUGCCUAUAUGAUAAUCUACACUGAUACAUAGAAGUCAGUGACUGAUACAUAUAAAAAUUUUCACUUUU